Molecule: messenger RNA, 3233 nt
Organism: Podarcis muralis (Common wall lizard)
Lineage: Eukaryota; Metazoa; Chordata; Lepidosauria; Squamata; Lacertidae
Gene: CD40
Product: CD40 molecule
Biological process (GO): immune response-regulating cell surface receptor signaling pathway; B cell activation
Cellular component (GO): CD40 receptor complex; external side of plasma membrane
Molecular function (GO): signaling receptor activity; protein binding
Source: RefSeq, a predicted model, not a curated record
GGGGGCGCCGCCCGCCGGCCAGAGCAGAGAUGCGGUGGCGCCUGGUCCCCUGGACGGCGGUGUGGGGCGGCUGCGCCUUCCUGCCAUUGUGCCUGGCGUUGGAGCUGCGGGGCCCGAGCUGCUCCGCCACCGAGUACCAGGAAGGGGGAAGGUGUUGCCAGAAAUGUGGCCCAGGCACCAAGGUGCAGGCGCUCUGCUCCGAGAGCUCAGAGACGCGGUGCGUAGCCUGCGAGGCUCAACAUUUCCAGGCCGGCUGGACCAAGGAGAAGCACUGCGUGCCACAGGCCUAUUGCGAUGAGAAUGCCGGUUUCCUUGUGUUCACGGAAGGGGACGCCACGCGGAACGUCGUCUGCCGCUGUCGGACUGGCACCCACUGCUCCAGCCGGGAGUGCCUGACCUGCAGGGUGAACCGAGAGUGCCCAGCGGGCGAAGGCGUCCAGCGCCAAGCCAAUCAUCUGAAUGACACGGUCUGCAUGGCCUGCCCUCCUGGCUCCUUCUCCAACAUCUCUUCUGCCACCACUCGAUGCCAACCCUGGAGCAGCUGCGAGGCCGGAAAGAUGGUGCGGCUGGCAAACGGGACCCACAGUUCGGAUGUGGUUUGCGGUGUCCUGCCCACACAGCCCCCCCAGGAAGAAGCCAGAAGGACCCACGUGCUGCUGGUAGUUCCCCUGGUGGCUCUCCUUGGGCUGCUGGCGGGGGCCCUGUUCCUCCUCCACCGCCAUCGGAUGCGCCAGGAUCUCUGGAAGCCUCCCCUGAAUCAGCCAGAGGCCCCCUUGGACCACGGGAGGCCGCAACCUGAGGAGAUAGAGGACCCUCCCUUUCCCACUCAGGAGACGCUGCUUGGGGGCCAGCCUGUGGCCCAGGAAGAUGGCAAGGAGAGCCGCCUCGCAGAGCAGGCGCAGUCCUGACCCCCCCACCGCCGGAUGCUUCCCUGCAGGUCCUCCUCCUCCUGCAGGGCUUUGUCCUGGACCCCCCUCAAAAUCAGGCUGGGUGGGGCUUGCCUUGGUAGGGCCUGCCCGCCAGAAAGUGGGAGGGGUGAGGUGGCAUCGCAGGGGGUUGGACUAGAUGACCCUCAGGGACCCCCCUCCCAGCUGUGAUUCUAGGGCAGCAAAGGCACCUUCUGGCCUUGGCCUGCUUCUGCUGCAGCUGCCACCUUGGCAGCAACCCUGCAGACCCGGUGGGGAGAAAAGGGCACCUUGGAGCUCAACCUCUAACCACCGAGGGGCUUCUGUGCGGCAGUCAGAUAAACUCCUGGCUUGGGGGGGGGGCAGCUGUGUGUUCCCCGCCAGCCAGGAAUUAUUCCUCAUUCCCCAAGAGUUGCCCCCUUUUCUCCUGCUCAGCCGUGGAAGGGACUCUCCUUCCCUGGAGCAGAGAUCGGACGGCCAUCUGCCAGGGAUGCUUGAGCCGAGAUUCCUGCAUUGCAAGGGGGCUGGACUGGAUGACCUUUGGGAGUCCCUCCCAACUUCCCAGACUGACUCACAAAGACAGCAGCUUCAAUGGGCUUUGCCCUCUCUUAGGUGGGGGAGCGACCUGAGCCUUGCAGAGUGCCUUCUCCAGCAGAGGUGGGCAGGGAAGGGGAAGCAGCCCCAAAGAUACGGGGUGUGGGGUAUAUUGGGUUCACAGCCCUCUGCCUCUCUGGAGCUUCUGGAGUCACGCUCUGGGCUGGUUGUCCUGGGUGGCAAAGGUGUCACUUUAAACGGAGAGUGUCAAUUCAUGGUUUCUAUAGGAACUAUUUUUUAUAAACCAUUUUUAAUAGGACCGUGUUGUGGGUGUUUGCUGUUCUCUUCCGGCCACAUAGAGUUGGGGAUAAUAACUUGUUUGUACAAUUCCUCCAUCUUCUCUUCCCUGCAAAAAAAAACAUUUUUUUGUUUUCACUGAUUUAAAUCAGAAGCAACAAUCCAUAUUCCGCAAGCCCACCCCAAUUUCUGUAUCUGCCAUGUCGGUCUACGUGGGUCGAGCCGCCUCCAUCCUUCAAGGGAAGGACUGCCUUUCUUGUUACAUUCAUGUUUUUAUACUGUAUUUUAUGCUGCUUCUAUAAUUAAGUGUUUUAUAUUUGUUGUUAGCUGCCCUGAGCCUGGUUUUCUGAACCGGGAAAGGCGGGGUAUAAAUAAAAAUGUAUUUAUUAUUAUUUACUUGUUUCAUCCCAGAAACUGAAUGCGUCUUUUGAGCACACACACACCUGGCUUGCCUUGUGGGGGGGUCUUCAGUUUGGGGUCUGUGGCAGAAUCUCUGCUGCACCCCCAGUAACAUCUUCUGCCUGGGGGGUGGGGGGUGGGCGAAGCUGGAGUCUGUGGGUUCCUGCCUGGUCAAGAGAGCCAUGCCAGGAGAGGCCAAAGGGUGACCCAGACGCCUCUUGCAUCAGAAUGCCUCAUCAUAGAAUCGUAGAAUAGGAAGGGACCCCAAGGGACAUCUAGCCCAACCCGCUGCAAGCCCACUAACAGGGCAUCAGUGAUGUGGCGUGGGUUGCCAGUGCCUGGGGCAAGGCAAAUGUGCUUGGCACUGCCUGCCGAUAGGCUGGAAUGAAGGAGCAAUAGCCUGGCGACCUACUCGAGUGGCACCCGCGAGCGUUGAGCAGGAUGGGGGAUUGGUCGGGAGUAUAUUUCUAACGCCCUGCAGAGGGCACCCUGGCAACCGGCCGUCACCCAAAUCUGCUCCUUGGUCUGCCCAUGUGAAGAUUGGGAUAUUUUCUGUGUGAGGGGGAGGGUCCACUCUUUUUUAUUGCUACUUACUUUUUUCCCCUUUAGAAUUUUGUGCCCCUAAGAGUUGUUUUGCACCCAAGGCAACCAUCCCUGUGGCUUUGCCCCUGCUAUGCCACUGCAGGGCAUGGGGGCAACUGCCCUCCUUCCUGCUGUUGCCCCAGUAGCUGGUGAUGUAGCCUUGAGCCUGGUCCAUCCCUGGCAGGAGGACCGUUCUCCCUGAAUCUCCCCAAGGCCCUCCAGAGGGUUGCUGCUUGCACUGGGUCUGGUGUCCUCAGGUGAGCUGUAACCUGCCUGCCUGCUGGGGCAACGGACAGGAGGGAGAAGCAACCUUUUGAACAGACUGGAAGGUGGGGGAUCCAUGGCUUGGACUAGAUGACUCUUCCAAUUCUAUGAUUCUCGAUUCACUGGAGGUUUUUAAAGGUUGGGUGGCCACCUGUCAGGGAAACUCUUGGUUGGACUAGAUGACCCCUGGGGAUCCCAUCCAACAGUGCAAUUCUGUGGGGUGUUUUUUUUUUUUUUUACUUUCUGGACUUC